AUGAUCUUGGAGGAGCUACGAGAUGCGACUUAUCGUUAUACCAAUCACCCUGACCCCAAGGAACGAGAAGCCCGAAUGCAACGAGUUCUUGACAGCGAAGUACAGGGUCUGACAGAGGAAACGGCUACCCGUGUGGCUGCAAAUGAGAAUGCUGCAGCGACAGCCGCAUGA
This is a messenger RNA of Eruca vesicaria subsp. sativa (arugula), 171 nucleotides long. The record is from the annotation of a GenBank genome assembly. Lineage: Eukaryota; Viridiplantae; Streptophyta; Magnoliopsida; Brassicales; Brassicaceae.